Molecule: messenger RNA, 2488 nt
Organism: Bufo gargarizans (Asiatic toad)
Lineage: Eukaryota; Metazoa; Chordata; Amphibia; Anura; Bufonidae
Gene: GGCX
Product: gamma-glutamyl carboxylase
Exons: 15
Coding region: 101-2371 (756 amino acids)
Biological process (GO): peptidyl-glutamic acid carboxylation
Molecular function (GO): gamma-glutamyl carboxylase activity; vitamin binding
Source: RefSeq, a predicted model, not a curated record
CGCUGCCGGAAAGAUUCGGACCGUCUGCGCAGGCGCGUCAAGUGGGACACGGUGGUGCCUUAGUGGCACUUUUUGGGAGAGGAGUUGCAACCUGGCAGCAAUGGAGCGGGGAAGAGGAGCAGCAACCAUGAAAUCGGAGGCUUCCCAGCUGAGACAGCGCAAAAGUCGCAAUGUUACGUCUGCGCCAGAGCGGCCCAAACCGCGAGCACGUCAAGAGAAAGGCGGUUUCAUGCGACGGGUGUUUGGUUUUGAUUGGUCAGAUCUCUCCAGUUGGCAUCGGUUUGUGAGUCUGAUGAACCGACCCACUGACCCCGCUGGCCUUGGGGUCUUCCGCUUCCUCUUUGGUCUGCUUAUGUUUUUGGACAUCCCCCAAGAACGAGGCCUCAGCUAUCUGGACCACAAGUAUCUGGAUGGGCUGGAUGUUUGCAGAUUCCCUCUCUUCAACUCCCUGAAACCUCUGCCUCUGGACUGGAUGUAUCUAACCUAUGUCAUCAUGUUACUGGGUGCCCUCGGUAUAACUCUUGGGUGCUUUUACCGCCUCAGCUGUCUAUGUUUCCUCCUGCCAUAUUGGUAUGUGUUCUUCCUGGAUAAGACCACCUGGAAUAACCACUCUUAUCUCUAUGGACUGAUCGGCCUCCAGUUCACCUUGAUCAAUGCCAAUCGCUACUGGUCUAUUGAUGGGUUAUUUAGUCCUCGGAAGCGCAACGCACAUGUCCCACUAUGGAAUUACACUCUCCUCCGUACUCAGAUCUUCAUUGUGUAUUUUAUCGCUGGUAUCAAGAAGCUGGAUGCGGACUGGGUGGAAGGGUAUUCUAUGGGCUCGCUGUCACGUCACUGGCUGUUUGAUCCAUUCAAGCUGUUUCUGUCGGAGGAGAUGACGAACCUUGUCGUUGUGCACUGGGGGGGACUGAUCCUCGACCUGACGGCCGGAUACCUUCUCUUCUUUGAUGUCACACGUCCCUUCGCCAUGUUUUUUGUUUCUUACUUCCACUGCAUGAACUCUCAGCUUUUCAGCAUAGGCAUGUUCUCAUACACUAUGUUGGCCACCAGCCCGCUGUUCUGCUAUCCGGAUUGGCCCCGACGACUGGUGUCUAGGUUACCCCGCUGUUUGCACUGGGCACUUCCUCACACGCAGCCACCGCAGAAGAGCUCCGAAUGUGUCUACCCAGGACAGAAGGGAAAGGGCUCGCCAGGCCUACGACAGAAACUAGGAGCCAUCUUCACUGUUAUCUACAUAGCCGAACAGCUCUUCCUGCCCUACUCCCAUUUUGUCACCCAGGGUUACAAUAACUGGACAAAUGGCCUUUACGGUUACUCGUGGGAUAUGAUGGUGCAUUCACGCUCACACCAGCAUGUGAAGAUUACCUACAGAGAUGGAGUCACUGGGGAAGUUGGAUUUCUUAACCCAGGGGUUUUUACACAAACUCGACGCUGGAAGGAUCAUUCCGACAUGCUGAAGCAGUAUGCCACCUGCCUGCAAGGCCUGCUAGGAGCUUAUAAUAUAUCCGAGCCUGAAAUAUACUUUGAUGUAUGGGUGUCAAUCAAUGACCGCUUCCAGCAGAGGUUGUAUGACCCCACGGUGGACGUUGUGAAAGCCGAAUGGUCCCCCUUCCACAAAACUCCUUGGGUUAAACCGUUACUGGUAGACCUGUCACCGUGGAGAGCCAAAUUCCAGGAAGUUGAGGACAGUUUGGAUAAUCAGACCGAUGUGGUGUUCAUUGCAGAUUUCCCAGGCCUUCACUUGGAGAAUUUUGUGAGUGAGGAUCUGGGUAACACCAGUAUCCAGGUGCUGCAAGGUGAAGUCAAUGUGGAGAUUGUGAAGGACGCCAAGAACGUCACCCUGACACCGGGAGAGGGCAUGCAGUUGCCAGCAGGAGAAUACCACAAGGUGUACACCGUGUCACCGGGGCCCUCGUGUUACAUGUACCUUUAUGUGAAUACCACAGCGGUGACCCUGGAACAGAACCUCACCCGACUGCAGGAGCUGAAGGAGAAGGUGGAGAAUGGGAGUGAAACCUCACCCCUGCCACCCGAAUUACAGCCUCUCAUCUCCGGAGCAGUGGAAGAUCUCAACGUGUCGGAUCCCCUGGUGCUCACCUACCUCCGCAGACAGAGGCGGAUAGAAGAGUCAGAACGCAGGCGAAACACAACCGUAAUCCAGAGAUUUCACAGAUUUCUCAAUAAAAAGUAUUAUCUCCUGCGACGAAGUUUUCUUAUGACGACCAUUUCUCUCCGGAAUCUCGCAUUCGGAAAGCCGCCCCUGGAGCAGCUGGCCGCAGAGGUGGCCUUUGCCAACAUUAAGUAUGAGGAGCAAAGACAGCAGGAAGGGAAGCAGCAGGACCACACUGUGAGCGAACCUACAGAGCUGUGACCACUUACCCUUCACUGCGCCGGACUGUUUGUGUUUUUAUACAGAGUUUUAACUGAUACUUUUCUACGUGGAUUUUACACUACAUGAUGCAGCAAAAAUAAAGAUAUUACUACUUUA